This is a messenger RNA of Eriocheir sinensis (Chinese mitten crab), 1362 nucleotides long. RefSeq lists its product as uncharacterized. The record is from RefSeq and is a predicted model, not a curated record. Lineage: Eukaryota; Metazoa; Arthropoda; Malacostraca; Decapoda; Varunidae. The transcript has 2 exons. Bases 1 to 1362 code for a protein of 453 amino acids.
AUGGGAGGGGUGCCUGUGCUGGAAGGGAGUGAAUCAAGUGGUCAGGAUGGGGAGGGUGUGUCUGUGCUGGAGGGGAAUGAAUCAAGUGGUCAGGAUGGGGAGGGUGUGUCUGUGCUGGAGGAUAAUGAAUCAAGUGGUCAGGAUGGGGAGGGGGUGUCUGUGCUGGAGGGGAAUGAAUCAAGUGGUCAGGAUGGGGAGGGUGUGUCUGUGCUGGACGCGAAUGAAUCAAGUGGUCAGGAUGGGAGGGUGUGUCUGUGCUGGAGGGAUGAAUCAAGUGGUCAGGAUGGGGAGGGGGUGUCUGUGCUGGAGGAUAAUGAAUCAAGUGGUCAGGAUGGGGAGGGUGUGUCUGUGCUGGAGGGGAAUGAAUCAAGUGGUCAGGAUGGGGAGGGUGUGUCUGUGCUGGAGGGGAAUGAAUCAAGUGGUCAGGAUGGGGAGGGUGUGUCUGUGCUGGAGGGGAAUGAAUCAAGUGGUCAGGAUGGGGAGGGUGUGUCUGUGCUGGAGGGGAAUGAAUCAAGUGGUCAGGAUGGGGAGGGGGUGUCUGUGCUGGAGGGGAAUGAAUCAAGUGGUCAGGAUGGGGAGGGUGUGUCUGUGCUGGAGGGGAAUGAAUCAAGUGGUCAGGAUGGGGAGGGUGUGUCUGUGCUGGAGGAUAAUGAAUCAAGUGGUCAGGAUGGGGAGGGUGUGUCUGUGCUGGAGGAUAAUGAAUCAAGUGGUCAGGAUGGGGAGGGUGUGUCUGUGCUGGAGGAUAAUGAAUCAAGUGGUCAGGAUGGGGAGGGUGUGUCUGUGCUGGAGGGGAAUGAAUCAAGUGGUCAGGAUGGGGAGGGUGUGUCUGUGCUGGAGGAUAAUGAAUCAAGUGGUCAGGAUGGGGAGGGUGUGUCUGUGCUGGAGGAUAAUGAAUCAAGUGGUCAGGAUGGGGAGGGUGUGUCUGUGCUGGAGGAUAAUGAAUCAAGUGGUCAGGAUGGGGAGGGGGUGUCUGUGCUGGAGGAUAAUGAAUCAAGUGGUCAGGAUGGGGAGGGAGUGACUGUUCUGGAGGAUAAUGAAACAAGUGGUCAGGAUGGGAGUGGUCAGGAUGGGGAGGGUGUGUCUGUGCUGGAGGGGAAUGAAUCAAGUGGUCAGGAUGGGGAGGGUGUGUCUGUGCUGGAGGAUAAUGAAUCAAGUGGUCAGGAUGGGGAGGGUGUGUCUGUGCUGGAGGAUAAUGAAUCAAGUGGUCAGAAUGGGGAGGGUGUGUCUGUGCUGGAGGGGAAUGAAUCAAGUGGUCAGGAUGGGGAGGGUGUGUCUGUGCUGAAAGGGAAUGUACCAAGUGGCCAGAAUGGGGAGGGUGUGUUUGUGCUGGAGGGGAAUGUACCACGUGGUCAGUAUGGGUAG